AUGGAAGCGAUAUCCCUCGGUACUCGCGAGGUCCAAUCCCAGCAGCAGGUCAUUCGCUCUUUGCACUUUGAGAGUCGACAAGCCGGCUCCCUGGUUGGCUUCAGUCUGGAGUCGGAGUUUUCUGGGUUUCGGGCAGGCCCGGCUCCGAAAUCGCAGCUCGGGCUCCCGCGGACCUUACUAUUCGACAUCUUCUGCCAGUGCCCGCAGCUGGUCGGGCGAAUUGGCAAGAAACAGGUUUUGGGCCACACGGCCGAGGAUGGGCUCUCCGAUUCUGGAUGGACUUUGCCGACAUUACGAAGAGUCUUGGAAGAUAUUGCCGCCGAGUCAAACCUUCCGGCUAGGGUCUGUUUCUUCAUCGACGGACUGGAUGAGUAUCAGGGGGACCACAUAGACCUCUGUCGCGACCUAGUCGUACUAGGCAAGUCUCCCCAUAUCAAACUAUGUGUGUCAAGUCGGCCUUGGAACGAUUUCGAAGACUCGUUUGGCCAGGGCAUCGAGACCAAGCUCUACAUGCAGGAUGUCAACAGAGAGGAUAUCACAAAUUACUCUGCGGCGCGCCUAAGAGAGCACCCCUGCUGGGACUCAGUGCUGAAUUGGAGCCCCGAAACCGGCUGCCUCGUCGAGGAAAUCACUUUGCGCUCACGUGGCGUGUUCCUGUGGGUCUUUGAAUCAUCGAACGUUGUUCGACUGUUCCACGGGGAAGCUAGCAAACCCAUCUUUUCCGAUAACCUCGCCUUCUCGGUCCCAACCGCAAAGAGAGGCCAGGAGAGGCCAAGGGCCGUGGCCCGUGGGGGCCAGCGGUUACGGCUGCGUGCGGCUGUCAUACAUAUAGUGAGUCUGGCGGGGGCCUCCGUGUGGAAUAGCAGCAUCGGAUUUUGGGACGCCAAGACGGGCACAUGUAUUCGAAGGCUCGAGGGCGACGGUCCGCUGCUGGAGCGCCUUGAGUCAUCACCGGACAGGACACAACUCGCCUGGAGCUCAGGCGGCGGGACCGUGAACAUUUGGGAUGCCGUGGGUGACAACCUCCUCAUGUCACUCGCUUGGAAUGGCUCCUCGAGGCUGUGCUUCUCCCCCGACAACAAGGAUCUACUGUCGGCAUCGAGGGACGGAGGCGCCAGGAUCUGGAAUCUGAACACUAGGGAGCUCCACCUACCAAUACGUGGACAUCCUCGCAGCCAUGAGAUGGGAGCAUGGCAUCAGACGGGCACUAUGGACACUGAAAUUGUAGGAACACGCCACACAGAUGGCAAGGACACCUAUCAUUUCUUCAUGUUCCGACCGACACUGCCGAAGCUGCGCAGCGACUUGCAUAUUGUCAACCGGGUCCUUGAAUGCCAAAGUAUCACCCUGCCGCUCGAAAACACUCAUCGGGUCGGCACCACCGCUGGCAACGAGGAUACGGCACAUGUCCAAGUCGCCGUAGCGCGUGGCCAUGCGGAGAGGCUCCUUCCAGUGGCCGUCCGGUGCGGUAAUGCCGCACCGGACAUCUGCGUGUGCCUCUUCGAGCAAGAAUUUGACGACACUAUGCUUCGACCGCUCGAAAACAAGCAACUGAAUAGGCAUGUCAUCAUCUUCACCCGCCCUCCGGCGCCGGAGGCGACACCCCUUUUCCUGUACCACUGCUGCGCGCCUAGCCUCGAUUUCGACCUCUAG
Messenger RNA from Emericellopsis cladophorae, 1653 nucleotides. RefSeq names its product DNA damage-inducible protein 1. Lineage: Eukaryota; Fungi; Ascomycota; Sordariomycetes; Hypocreales; Bionectriaceae. The transcript is spliced from 6 exons. Bases 1 to 1653 code for a protein of 550 amino acids. Gene Ontology annotation, molecular function: protein binding. The record is from RefSeq and is a predicted model, not a curated record.